CAGGAGCUGAAGCAGCGGCAGCGUGCGGAGAUCUACGCCCUGAACCGGGUGAUGACGGAGCUGGAGCAGCAGCAGUUUGACUCCUUCUGCAAGCAGAUGCAGAGCUCGGGGGAGGGGGAGUGA
Messenger RNA from Acanthisitta chloris (rifleman), 123 nucleotides. RefSeq names its product coiled-coil domain containing 23 (gene SVBP). Gene Ontology annotation, cellular component: apical part of cell. The transcript has 2 exons. The record is from RefSeq and is a predicted model, not a curated record. NCBI's taxonomy places the organism in Eukaryota, Metazoa, Chordata, Aves, Passeriformes, Acanthisittidae. Gene Ontology annotation, biological process: negative regulation of protein ubiquitination; protein secretion. The annotation marks the transcript as partial.